Opisthorchis viverrini is the source of this 1800-nucleotide messenger RNA. RefSeq lists its product as hypothetical. Gene Ontology annotation, biological process: establishment or maintenance of cell polarity; actin filament organization; cortical cytoskeleton organization. Bases 1 to 567 code for a protein of 188 amino acids. The transcript is spliced from 3 exons. Gene Ontology annotation, cellular component: plasma membrane; cell cortex; cell projection. NCBI's taxonomy places the organism in Eukaryota, Metazoa, Platyhelminthes, Trematoda, Opisthorchiida, Opisthorchiidae. The record is from RefSeq and is a predicted model, not a curated record. Gene Ontology annotation, molecular function: GTP binding; protein kinase binding; GTPase activity.
AUGCAAGCAAUAAAGUGUGUUGUUGUUGGAGAUGGAGCGGUUGGGAAAACGUGUUUGCUGAUCAGCUACACAAGUAACGCUUUUCCCGGAGAGUAUGUCCCCACGGUGUUCGACAAUUACUCGGCCAACGUCAUGGUGGACAAUAAACCUGUGAAUCUGGGUCUUUGGGACACUGCAGGUCAAGAGGAUUAUGACCGUUUGCGACCAUUAUCCUAUCCUCAGACUGACGUCUUUAUAAUCUGCUUUUCGCUGGUCAAUGUGGCUUCCUUUGAAAACGUUGAAGCAAAGUGGCAUAAGGAAGUAUCACAUUACGCUCCCAACACUCCCAUAAUUCUCGUUGGCACAAAGUUGGAUAUUAGGGAGGAUCCUAAGGCGCUAGAAGAGUUACGACAACCCCCAGUAACAUAUCAGAAGGGUCUAGCUCUGGCCAAACGGAUCAACGCUUAUAAGUACCUGGAAUGUUCCGCUCUAACCCAGAAGGGUUUGAAAGCCGUUUUUGAUGAGGCCAUUCGAGCCGUACUGAUCCCUGCGGAGAAACCGAAAAAGCAGCGGUGCACACUACUUUGAACAGCCCUUAACUCCAUCCCCAAACGAUUGUGAUGCACGUGCUCUCUCAGUUGGUCGAUGCCCCCCUGUCCCGAUCCAUCCCCGUAUGGGUGACUUCUCGUUCCACACAGAGCAUACACGCAAUGAGGUAAUGUGAAGUUGCAUAUACACAACAUGCCUGUUAACUUUGCUCUUUUCGCGAAUUGUGGAGACAUCCCACUUCAAUGAACAGCCCAUUUUACAUGCAUCAAUCUCACGCAUCCAUAACCAUCUCCGCCUUCGUCUCUCCGUGUGGAUCUGUCAUCGGUGAUCAUCACAGCAGUUCUAUACAGUAGAAUGACCUAUUGCGGGUAACAGUACUACUUCAGCAUGGUCGGAAUUUUAUAUCUCUCACACGUUAACGGUGUUUUACCAUAUCCUUCUUGUGUACCCUUCCCUCUGACCCCUUGGCUAUCGCGUUGUGGAUACCAACCCCAAUCUCAUUUUCACCUUCAUUUCGCAGCAAACUUUGCGCUACUACACGCAACCAACGCGUUUUCUUUGUUUGUCUUCAAUUGUGAAACAUCGUUUGGUGUCCGGAUUUCCUGGUGCCUGCGUUCGUGUUAGUUGAUUGUAUUACUUACUUACUUACUGCCUUGUAUUGUUCAUAUGACAUAAUACCGGUUUUUCCACCUGGUCCACGAUUCCGAUUACUGCUUUUCCACGUUGUGUCUGUUGCCCAGUGCUGCUCUGAAUUUCCGGUACGGGUUUGUUUUGUAGCCGAAAAACUCCAUGUCUUCUUUUGAGGAGCUCGCGUUCGAAGGCUGCUUAUUUUUCCACUGGUCGCCGGCAGAUAAAUGCCGGGGUCGCAAACCGUUCCGUUUGCUGCUGCUAUUCACACAGAUUUUCAAAUACGGCUGCUUCCAUUUUUGCGAACUAUGCCUCUCAAACACUACUUGAUUUAGUGUACAUUUCUAUUUUGCAUGAGUCCCUCGCUGUCGUCUCCCCGCCCACGCCUUGCCCCCCCCCCCACGUCACCCUCCUACCUUGGACGAUCUGCUUGCUUUAACUUGUUAGCUGUGUUCUUUUGUGGAUGGCGCUUGAGCCAGUUUUUUGGGUUCACGAUUGAUUUACUCCGCUCUGCUCUUUGCUAUUCAUGACUUGCGAUUAUUUCGGAAUAUUUUGAUCAAAAGCCUCUGAUUACGGACACUGUGUAUUAUUAACACUAAUACUACUACAACUAUCCAUAAUACUACCAAAAUUUUGGUUCGCUCU